AUUCACCUUCUAGUAUAGAGCCGUGUGUAGCCCCGCCCCUUCCGCUAUGCCAGGCAUCUCGCUGAGCGUGUGAGGAGUGCAGUGACCCGCUGGCCGGGGGAGAACCUUUUCUGCGCGGCUUUAAUCCUCGGAGAGCCGACCUACUCUCCACCUCAGACGCCAUGUCCAAGGAGAGGUUUCCAGCCGCGCCUAAAAGGAGCUCUGAGAAGACCGCCAGGGGCGCCCCGGGUUUAAAUGAAAUGCCCACAACAAAUGUAAGCAAGACUCCGAUCCAGCUGCUACAUGAAUUUGGAACAAAGAAGAACAACCCCCCCGUCUACACCUUGGAGAAAGCUGAAGGACAGGCCCAUAAUCCCAGUUUCACUUUUCGUGUUGCUAUUGGUGAAAUAUCUUGCUUAGGGGAUGGGCCUAGCAAGAAGAUUGCAAAACAUAAAGCUGCAGAAUCAGCCUUGAACAUAUUAAGAGGCGAUGCCACUCUAAAUUUGCCUAUGACAGAACCCAUUACACGAGAUGUAGCCAAACAAACAGCUAAUCAGACUCAAGAAAAUCCUAUUGGCACACUUCAGGAGCUUGCUGUACAAAAAGGAUGGAGACUGCCUGAGUAUUUUGUAUCGCAGGAAGGAGGACCAGCUCAUAAGAGGGAGUUCACAUUGUCCUGCCAAGUGGAAACUUUUGUAGAAACUGGAUCGGGUACAUCAAAGAAAGUGGCAAAGAGGAUAGCAGCAGAGAAGUUACUUGCUAAGCUACAAAGCAUUCCCCCUGAUCUUAAUAUCUCCUUGAAAAAGGGGAUUGCAAAUAACCCGGCUUGUACCUGGGACAACCUAAAGAAUUCUUCUGGAGAGAAAAUAAACAUGCUAAAAAGAAGCCCACUAAGUAUUCCCAACACUGAUUAUGUGACGAUGUUGAAGGAAGUGGCAGAAGAGCAAGAUAUCCGUGUAUCUUACUUGGAUAUUGAGGAACUUAGUGUCAAUGGACAGUUCCAAUGUCUUGCUGAGCUCUCCACCAUUCCGGUCACUGUAUGCCAUGGAACAGGCCUUUCUUGUGGCAACGCUCACAAUGAUGCUGCUCACAAUGCAUUACAAUAUCUUAAAAUCAUGGCAGGAAGAAAAUGAAAGAAAGGAGACUAAUCUGGUCACAUCUCUUACCUCCUAUAUUAAAUUUAAACAAAACAUGACUGUACCAAAAGUGAAAGGUACCUUUGUGAUCAUGGUAUGUUAGUCUGUGGAUAAAUGAAUCCCAGGUCUUAAAUGUCAUAUUUUGCUUUUCAGUUCUGGAAACCCAAAUGGGGUAUGAAUUCUGACUUUGUUUUAAACAUUGACAAAAAUUGCGUAUUGUUUUUUGUUUUUUUUCAUGAGAACAUUAUUGGUU
Messenger RNA from Nanorana parkeri, 1368 nucleotides. RefSeq names its product protein activator of interferon induced protein kinase EIF2AK2 (gene PRKRA). The coding region runs from base 162 to 1112 and encodes 316 amino acids. The record is from RefSeq and is a predicted model, not a curated record. The transcript has 8 exons. NCBI's taxonomy places the organism in Eukaryota, Metazoa, Chordata, Amphibia, Anura, Dicroglossidae.